This is a messenger RNA of Aspergillus luchuensis, 246 nucleotides long. RefSeq lists its product as uncharacterized. The transcript has a single exon. NCBI's taxonomy places the organism in Eukaryota, Fungi, Ascomycota, Eurotiomycetes, Eurotiales, Aspergillaceae. The record is from RefSeq and is a predicted model, not a curated record. The coding region runs from base 1 to 246 and encodes 81 amino acids.
AUGUCGUCCGAUCCACCCACCCCCUUCGAUCGUGUCUACCAUGUCCUCCAGCUCUUCCGCUUGCCCGAGAACCCGUCGCAGGCCCAGUUGAAUGGGCUCUGGCCCUGGGACCUUGCUGCACUUCGCGAUAACUUGCAGUUAGAGCACGAUGCUGAGUUAGCUCGUGUGCACCCCCGCCCUUUGGAGCCACAGUAUGCGGCGCUCCUUCGUCGCCUCUUCCAAUGGUAUAGUAUGUAUGGGACCUGA